Molecule: messenger RNA, 2417 nt
Organism: Triticum aestivum (bread wheat)
Lineage: Eukaryota; Viridiplantae; Streptophyta; Magnoliopsida; Poales; Poaceae
Exons: 1
Coding region: 10-2193 (727 amino acids)
Biological process (GO): response to oxidative stress
Molecular function (GO): catalase activity; heme binding
Source: RefSeq, a predicted model, not a curated record
UUUGCAAAGAUGUUGUCUGGCACUGAAGCAUUCUGCAUGUACUUGAGGCUUCUUGGUGCAAAGAUUGGCAGGCAUUGCUCUAUCCGGUCCAUUGAUCCAGUGGCAAAUCCUGAACUGAUCAACAUCGGUGAUGGGGUCCAUCUAGGUGAUUUCUGCCACAUUGUUCCAGGGUUCUACUCCAGUAAGGGGUUUACUGGUGCAGAGAUAAAGGUCCAGGAGAACACCAUCAUUGGUAGUGGCAGCUUGCUCCUCCCUGGCUCAGUCCUCCAAGGGAAUGUUAUCCUUGGAGCACUUUCUGUGGCACCGGAACAUUCUCUUCUCCAGCGAGGCGGCAUCUACGUUGGGGCACAGUCUCUGACCAUGGUGAAGAACACCUUGCUUGCAGAAGAUGAGAGGAUUGAAAUGAUGGACCCAAUGUACAAGAAGAUUGUUGGGAACCUCUCGGCGAACUUGGCAAUCACCACCAUGAACGUCAAGUCAAGGUACUUCCACCGCAUUGGCGUAAGCGGGCGGGGGGUCCUGAAGAUGUACGAGGACAUUCCAUCUCUGCCCAAGCACAAGAUAUUUGGCGCCGGCAAGUCUUUCCCAGUAAUCGUCCGACACAGUAAUAGCCUCAGUGCAGAUGAUGAUGCCAGGCUCGACGCGCGUGGUGCAGCAGUGCGCAUUCUCUCCGACGAUGGCGAGGUGCCUCUUCUGGACCUUACUUUGAAGAGUGGCAAAGCAUUUUAUGCGCGCACGAUCGCCGACUUCGCCACUUGGCUGGUCUGUGGCCUGCCAGCGAGGGAGGAGCAUGUCAAGCGUGCUCCGCACGUCCGGGAUGCUGUCUGGGGCUCCCUGCGGGACACCAACUCUUACACCGAGCUGCAUUACUACUCCAACAUAUGCCGGCUGCUGCGGUUCGAUGAAGGGAAGGAGAUGUAUGCAAAAUUCAAGCUUCGUCCAGUUGAUCAAGACAUACCGGAGGAGUCCGGUCAGGUGGUGCCAAGGGGUAUCUUGCCGCCAGAGACCGGUGCAAUCCCAAGAGAUGAGAGUGACACACGCCCUUUACUCUUCCUCGCCGACGACUUCCGUCGGAGGGUGGAAGUUCCAGACGGGGUGCGCUACGUCUUCCAACUGCAGCUCAGGGAGGUGCCCUCUGACGACGCCACCUGUGACGUCGCCCUUGACUGCACGCGGCCAUGGGACGAGGAGGAGUUCCCGUACAUUGACAUCGGAGAGAUAAGCAUCGACAACAACCUCCCAGCAGAAGAGACGGAGAAGCUCGAGUUCAACCCUUUCCUCCGGUGCCAAGCGGUGGACGUCAUCCCGGCGUCGUCCUGCAAGCAGAGCGCGUCCAUCGACCACGGGCGCUCGCUGAUUUACGAGAUAUGCCAACGCCUGCGGAACGGCGAGCCACUGCCCGCGUCAUGGGCGGCGUUCCUGGAGCAGUCCGACACCAAGAUCAACCUGUCGGGGUGCCCAGUGGCCGCCGUCAUGCACACAAGGUCCGACACUGCCGAUGCCAGCGAGACCAAGGUGACCCUGGCUAGGACAUGGCACAAGGCGCUCUGGGCCACGCUGUGCCAGCCGCUGCUGCAAACGCUGGUGCCAUACUUCGUCCUGGGCCUGGUCAUCUUCCUCCCAUUCCGGGGCCUCCUUGCCGUCACCGGGGCCACCGGCAUGCCGCUGUACUGGCUGCUGCCGGUCUUCUGGGCGGUGUCGGGCUUGGCCUCCAUGGCGACAUGCGCCGCGGCAAAGUGGGCCCUGGUCGGCGUCAGGGGCGAAGGCGACGCGGUGCACAUCUGGGCGCCGCAGGUGUUCCUGGACACGGUCUGGCAGGCCAUACGGACGGCGACGGCGGAGUACUUCGCGGAGCUGACGUGCGGGUCGGUGCUGUUCGCGGCGUGGAUGCGAACGAUGGGGUCGUCGGUGGCCGUGGCCGACGGGGUGUACGUGGACUCGAUGGGCGCGCUGCUGAACCCGGAGAUGGUGCACCUGGAGCGGGGCGCGAGCGUGGGCCACGACGCGCUGCUGUUCGGGCACGUGUACGAGGGCGAGGCCGGGAAGGUGAAGUUCGGCAAGGUCCACGUCGGGGAAGACGGGUUCGUCGGCAGCCGGGCGGUGGCGAUGCCGGGCGUGAAGGUGGAGGACGGCGGCUACCUGGGAGCCCUGUGCCUGGCCAUGAAGGAGGAGAUCGUCAGGCACAAGCUAUAGUCCGUAGGCGCGAGAAGCAUGUGUGGGUUACUUGCUGCUUUUGGUUUCAGCUAGCUGCCGCUCUCUCGGUGUGCCGCCUAUGGAUGUAUACGUACUACGUAGGAUCUUAUAGCAGUGAUAAAGAUCAACAGCGACAGGUGGCUGCUAGAAGAAGAAAUAAAUCGACUGUAGUACGUAGUAUGGAAAUGAAAUAAUAAGUUCAUCACCACCACUAUCGUGGUCGC